This is a messenger RNA of Zerene cesonia (dogface butterfly), 899 nucleotides long. RefSeq names its product dynein light chain 4, axonemal. The transcript has 2 exons. Gene Ontology annotation, cellular component: dynein complex. Gene Ontology annotation, biological process: microtubule-based process. Gene Ontology annotation, molecular function: dynein intermediate chain binding; dynein light intermediate chain binding. Lineage: Eukaryota; Metazoa; Arthropoda; Insecta; Lepidoptera; Pieridae. Bases 88 to 414 code for a protein of 108 amino acids. The record is from RefSeq and is a predicted model, not a curated record.
GACGCAGCCUACAGCACACGUCUAUUGCUAGAUUAUUUUAAAUUGUGAUUAUUUUUUUUAACUGGAAGUGCAGUGCUGUGAAGUGCUAUGGCUGAGGAAGGCGCUGCCGCCACUGGAGGUGCCACUGCUGGGGAGAAAGUGAUACACACUUAUCCUUUGAUAAGGCAUUCCGACAUGUCGGAGGAGAUGCGUACCGAAGCCAUGGAGCUCUCAGUGACGGCUUGCGAGAAGUUCUCCCAAAACAAUGAGCUCGCCGCGCGAAUGGUCAAGGAGUCCAUGGACAAGAAAUUCGGUCCCGCUUUCCACGUGGUCGUUGGCGAAAGCUACGGUUUCGAAAUAACAUAUGAAUGUACGACAAUUUGCUACAUGUAUUUUGGUGGAAAUCAAGCAAUAUGUAUUUGGAAGUGUUCGUGAAAAUUUGCGCGGUAGGAGGACAAUUUUAUUACGGCCUAGCCAUGUGGAUGCGAUCGCUAUACCGUCUAUUGAAGUAUAGACUGCGGCGGCCUUUGCUCACAAUAUCAUAGAAAUCAAUACAUCUCUCUAACUGCACGCCUCGUAAAAGUACUGACGUCGCGUGUCUGGGCCGUACUGGGAAGACUGAGUGACCUCAAAUGAGAGACCUAACACGUUUUCUAUAAUAAAAAAAAUCUAAAAAAAGACUUGUCAAGAAAUGUUUGUGUGUCAUUUUAAAAAUCGAGUGGUUAAAGGGUAAUUGCUUAGAAUAUUAUUAUAAAAAAGGUCUUAAAAAGCUAGCAUGGUGAGAUAACUACACUACAAUAUAUAGUUUUUAUACCAAAAAUUUAUGAAAGCCAAAUGUUGUACUUAUAGGUCACGAUAGCAUAUUCAUAGCGAUUAUUAACGAGGGCUGUCUAGGACCCCAGAGGGGGCUGACUAUGUAG